Molecule: messenger RNA, 2427 nt
Organism: Nematocida homosporus
Lineage: Eukaryota; Fungi; Microsporidia
Exons: 1
Coding region: 1-2427 (808 amino acids)
Source: RefSeq, a predicted model, not a curated record
AUGGAGUUUGGUAUCUUUGGGAGAGGAAGAAGUGGGCUUUGGCGAAUUGUGCUGGUGUUUGGUGGAGUUUUGGUGGGUUUGGAGUUGGUGAGUGGCUCGGAUAUCUCGAGUUGGAUUAAUGAUUGGCUGUAUGAACAGUCGGGUUCAAGUAGGUCUAGUUCGACGGGAACGGUAGGUAGCGAUUCUGAAUGGGAGUCGAGAGUAACGGGUAUUAUGGAGAGUGCGGCGUACCAGAAAGAUCCUAAUCAUGUACUUAAGGCUACUAAGGUGCUGACUUUCGAGAUUGAUAGCCAAUGUAGAAAUACGUUGAACGACCCGAGAAAUUCUGGUGGUAAUUUGACGAUUGACUUGACUCUGAAGAUGGCGGAGGUUCAAAGGGCACUUAGACACUUUUAUAAUACGGGUAAUAGGAUUGCUGAUCCCCAUCCUUUUGAUUGUGUAACGAUUAUUGGUAAUGUAAGAGAUAAACACAAGGCUAUUGUUGAGACCUUUAAAGAAGUAAUGACUGUUUUUGAAUACUUCUAUACGUCUAAAUCCUUAAUACUUGAUUGGAUUAUGAUUUAUCCGACUGAUUCAGGGCAAUAUCCGACACUGGCUCCUAGAUCGAGACUGUUUGAGGCUAAGCUUGAGACGAUCACUUUUAUUAGUACGACUGAGCGUCUUAUUCGUAUGGUUAUACAACAGUACGAAUUUAUCAAACCAGUUAAUAUCGCUCUAAUGGAUGGCGCUUUGAUUAAUGAACCGGAUGUGGUUGCGACUAUAGCUAAUCCGCGGUGGGCUGGAUUGCUUGAGCUUAUUUUAGAGAAACCGUCGCUGCUGGGGCCUAUCAAUGGACUAUCCCUCGCUUUGGAGGAUGCUAUUCGUGAGUGUUUAGACUUCAAUCAGACGAGGGGGCCAAUUCCUGCUUUUAAUUUGGAUGCAUUGCUUAAAUACCAGACCCUUAUGGCCUUUGAGAUAUUUGUUCCAUCUUUAGCUACGAUGCCUACGAUUAAGGAUAUAGUAGCGGGAUUUGAGUGCUUUUUCGACAAUAGUUGUUGCCGGAUAGCGAUCUUCUCUUUAGACCUGCUGAAUAAGCAUAUGACUAAGAUGCUAAAAUGGACUACAUGGUGGUAUCGAUUUCAAAGACCGCGUCGCUUAGUGUUUGUUUUUCACAGCAAACACACUGUACUCUCUUUUAAGGAAUACCGGACCUUGCUAACUUGGGCAUACAUUAGUUUUCCGAACUUACUUAAUCUUUCAAUUGUUAAUGGUGAAAUAUCUCCGGGUGAUUAUGCUAAGGCUAGCCAGGUAGUGUUGGUUGGAUAUGAGCCGGUGCAGAAAGUUAAAGAUACUAGUCAUUAUCUGCGACGUGAGAAGGAACUUGGCCCAACUAGAUCGAAUGAUAGUCAAUGUAAUUCACAGAUCAGAAUUAAGUUUGUGCCGUAUACUGGACUUGAAACCUUCUCUAGCCCUGAUCAAUGCAAUCUUAUUAAUAUCACACCGUCAAAUCAUAGAGUUCUUACUCGUGUCGCCCUGGACAUAAAUCCUAAACUAGCGGCGAGAGUUGUUGGCUUGAUUUUGUCCCUGGAUAUUAUUCUCGCUAUACAACUGAUGGGAUUACAGGCGCAGGCUUUUCUUGGACUGGCUGGGAUGUUUCCGGCUUAUUCGAUUAUGGAGUAUCUUGAUCGGAUAAGCAACUAUUUUGGACCCACUAGCAAAUGGGACCUCUGUGGCACCCGAGUAACUAUAUGCCACCAUUGUGCUCUGUCUAGUUCUGAUAGGGGAGAUAGUACAAGUCCAGUUGGCCAUACUAUUCCUAGUAUUCUUCUGCCUUGUGGUGGAAUUCUUUGUUAUAAGUGUUUAAAGUCGACAGGCUUUCAACACUGUCCCCAUUGUAACUUGGUGCUAGAUCAAAGUUCCGAACGGCCUUUCGUGGUAUAUAUGUUGCGGCUAGAUCAGUCCUCUAAUUGUUCACGCCCUGUGCCUAUCGUCCGAUCUUUCAUAGGGUCCCCAACAAUUGCUGUGCAAAUGCAACUGGACGAUCUUCAUCCGAACUCGCACUUUUACCACUGCCAACGCUGUUUAUUGGAUCGAGGGGAUGGACCACUUAAAUAUUGUCCUAGUACAAUUGACUACCCGGUAGAUAUGAUUUGCGAAGUAGGAUCUUAUCUAUGUCAGAAAGAAGCCCAGCGCGAUAGUAGUGACAAGGGCGAUCUAGAGCUUACUUCAUUAGCACGAGCCAUUGCUAAGAAUCCUAUGUUUAGGUCGGUAACGAGGACCUACAAACCAGCCAAAGAGCAGCAAAGAGAUAAUGUCCAUAAAAGAGCACAACCUGUCGAACCUAAUAAGAAUAGGACUUCUAAUCCCAAUGAAGCUACGCUUUAUGUGUUUGGAAUGAUAUUACUCUGUUAUUUAUUCCGCCUGGCCUACUGCUACAUAAUCGAAUGA